Messenger RNA from Hordeum vulgare subsp. vulgare (domesticated barley), 1152 nucleotides. Its product is annotated as probable prolyl 4-hydroxylase 6. NCBI's taxonomy places the organism in Eukaryota, Viridiplantae, Streptophyta, Magnoliopsida, Poales, Poaceae. The coding region runs from base 85 to 1092 and encodes 335 amino acids. Gene Ontology annotation, biological process: peptidyl-proline hydroxylation to 4-hydroxy-L-proline. The record is from RefSeq and is a predicted model, not a curated record. Gene Ontology annotation, cellular component: endoplasmic reticulum. Gene Ontology annotation, molecular function: iron ion binding; procollagen-proline 4-dioxygenase activity; L-ascorbic acid binding. The transcript is spliced from 6 exons.
CCCGUGAAAGGGCCCCACAUCUCGGUCGUCGCCGAAGACCCGAAGUCAGGCUCAGACGACCCGACCGUCCCGUCACCGCACCGCAUGGCUCCCCUGCUCCAGCGCGUCCUCCUCGCCCUCGCCGUCCUGCUGCUCGCCAGCACGGCCUCCUCCUCCGCCACCGCCAGCGGCGGCGUCCACUUCGACCCCACCCGCGCCGUCCACGUCUCGUGGCGCCCCAGGGCGUUCCUCUACAAGGGGUUCCUGACGGAGGCGGAGUGCGAUCACCUCGUCGCGCUGGCGGAGGAGGGUGGCCUGCAGAAGUCGAUGGUGGUGGACCGGCAGACGGGGAAGAGCGUGAUGAGCGAGGUGCGCACCAGCUCCGGAACGUUCCUCGCCAAGAAGCAGGACCAAGUUGUGGCGACGAUAGAGGCGAGGAUCGCCGCCUGGACCCUGCUGCCACAGGGUAUGCUAUGCUUCCUCCAGUGGACUGAAACUGAACUCGACGCGCGCUGCAUCUCAAUUUCGUUUUCCAACUGCAAUGUUUGGGCAGAGAACGGCGAGAGCAUCCAGGUGCUCCGGUACGAGAACGGGCAGAAGUACGAGCCGCACGUCGACUUCAUCCGGCACGCGGCCAAAGGCCACCAUUCCCGCGGAGGCCACCGCGUCGCCACCGUCCUCAUGUACCUCUCCGACGUCAAGAUGGGCGGCGAGACCGUCUUCCCCAACUCCGACGCCAAGACGUUGCAGCCCAAAGACGACACGCAGUCAGAGUGUGCACGACGUGGGUACGCAGUGAAACCGGUGAAAGGCGACGCGGUGCUGUUCUUCAGCCUGCACCCCAACGGGACGACGGACCCGGACAGCCUGCACGGGAGCUGCCCCGUGAUCGAAGGCGAGAAGUGGUCGGCGACCAAAUGGAUCCACGUCCGGCCCUUCGACAACCGCCGUCGCGUGCCGUCCACCGCCGGAUGCGGGGACGACGACGAGCUCUGCCCCCGGUUGGCCGCCAACGGGGAGUGCGCCAGGAACCCUCGCUACAUGGUCGGAACCGCCGGCUCCCCCGGCUUCUGCCGGAAGAGCUGCAACGCGUGCACCGGUACUACAUUGUAGAUUUGCAUGCCACUGACUGGCUAUGGCUAAUCGAAAUAAAAAUAUCGGUUUGUUUAUCAA